Messenger RNA from Anopheles arabiensis, 991 nucleotides. RefSeq names its product ribonuclease H2 subunit B. The transcript is spliced from 2 exons. NCBI's taxonomy places the organism in Eukaryota, Metazoa, Arthropoda, Insecta, Diptera, Culicidae. Gene Ontology annotation, cellular component: nucleoplasm; ribonuclease H2 complex. The record is from RefSeq and is a predicted model, not a curated record. Gene Ontology annotation, biological process: ribonucleotide metabolic process; RNA catabolic process. The coding region runs from base 97 to 954 and encodes 285 amino acids.
AAAUGUUUACAAAACAAACCCGAUCCACAGCAUCACAAUUUCCCGCUCAAAAGUGCUUGUCUGCGUGUUUCGUUUCUGUUUCUGUCCGGCUGCACGAUGUCCGCGAAUAAAUUCUUUUUUGUGUUUAAAGAUUCCCUGAUCGAAAGCGAUGACGCCAGCAUGAGCAUCGUGUCCCUGCGCAAUCCUGCGACAAGAAACGCAACCAAGUAUCUAUUCCGGCGCAGCUCGAAGAAGGCGUGCAGUCUGUACGAAGUGAACUGCUUCAACGAGCAGCAUCGCUCCUGGUUUAUCAACGAAUCGGUUUGCUCGAACGGCAAAAUCUUCUUACCCACACCGAUCGAUCCGCUGUUUCUCGUGCUGCCCUAUUUGGUGGAGCAUUGUAGCGAACGGGCGGUGCCGUUGGAUCAAAUCCUGAUAGACGAUAAGUUCCCAUGCACCUCACAGCUUGCUGAGGUGCUGCCAGCGGAUCGUUUAAGCUUGAUAGCGGAUGAAAAGCGUGCCGGUUCGAUACUGGCAUUGAAGUACAACGAAACGAAAGCACUGGAAUGGCUUGUCAGUAAGUGCCAUCGGUUGAGCAAAGUGAUCGGUACGGAGGAAGGUCCAACGGCACGAUCACUGAACUACAUCAAGGAAGAGAAGGAAAACGAGAAGGAUGAGGAUGAGACGGGCACACUGCAUACGGCACUCGGAAUCGUGAGUGAUUAUCUUUCGCUCGAGUUCGGACGGAAACUUUCGGUGGCGCUGGGAUUCCCCGAGGAUGAAAACAUCUCGAAGAAGCGCAAAUCCGUGGUCGAUCUGGAAUCGGCCGUGGUGAAGCGGAUUAAAAAGGAGGAAAAUCACGAUACAACCCCCAUAAAGCUACCGGCGGCUGAAAAGAAGGUCUCUGCCAAGGCGAAAGCGCUAGCGAAGGCGGCGAGUGGGUCGAAGAGUAUUUCUAGCUUCUUUAAAAAAUAAAAUCUCCCCUUCGUGUGUUAGGUGUGUUACGUUAAAA